AUGAUUAAUUACCUCUAAAUAUUGCAAUAAAGAAGUCCAUUUAUGGAGGAAUUGACCAUUUAUGAAGAGGGAAGAAGAAUGUAGAUGUUAGAAAAGUCACUAAGAGAAAAAGGAGGGAAGGAGUACUAUUUGAUAUCUAAAAAAUUCAUAAAAUAAUGGAAACAUUAUGUAGAUUAUGAUGAGGAAAUGGAAGAAUAUGAAAAAGACAGCAGAUAAAAAGUUUUGAUUUUAAAUAUGCAUAGCCUGAUAAAAUCAAUUCUGAUUUAAUUAGCAAUAAGAAAUUGUUUAAGUACUUUCCCGAAGACCAUGUUUAUAACUCUACCAUUCGUUAUUUGGAAAAUGAAUGGGAUUAUGAAAUUAGAAGUUUAUGAAUAUUUUAUAAGAAAUUAUUAAUCAGCCGAACCCCAAAUUAGAGUGGGGUUCUAUAAUGAAAAUCUUAAAAGAAAGUAGAUAUUCCCUAAUUUAGCAAGAUUUACUUUGAUUUAUUGGUCUCCUGUUGAUAAUAAACUAUAAACAGUAAUAGCGUAAGUAGACUAUAACUCGGAGAUCAAGGCAUGGAAGAAUUUACUAAGAGACACAUUUCAAGAGUUAUUCAAACUUAAAAAGGUUAACAAUGUGCGUAUUUGGCAACCAAGACAUAAAACCUUUAAAUAAGGGUUAUUAAUUUAACAAAUAUCCAAAACUAAAGAGGUAGAUGGAGAUAUUUUAGAUGAUAAUUUGAUGAUAUUUCAAUUGCAAAGUUAAAGAAAUAAUUGUUUAAUCCUUGAUUUUGAAAUGAAUGAUUGGUAGUUUACGAAAUAUACAAAAUCAAUUGAGUAUGACAACGAACUAUUGUUAGAAAUUGCUUUAUAGGGUUGUGGUUAAUUAGUAUGUGAGUUUCCGCAAUGCAAAUUAAAUAAUGGCUAUUUAGAUUUGGGUUUUGGAGUGGAAGAUAUCAAAGGAAUCUGUUAAGUUCUAAUUGAAAACGAGGAAGUCAAAUGGGAAUUAAUGUGUUCAAAACAAAAUGGUCUAACUAAUAAUUUACUUCCAUUUUAUUAGAGGGAUGAUAAAAUAGAUAUUAUUCAAUACUUAUUGAAGAUAUCUGCAUCUUUAGAAUUAUUUGGAAUUUCAUUUGUGGAGAAUUACAAUAAAAAUUAAGGGGUUUAUUAGAUUGAUCAAGAAAACCCAGAAGUUAACAUUUUAUUGAUUCAAUUCACAGAUAAAUUAUUGAAAUAGUAGAAAGAAGCCUCAAUACAAAUCAUUAAGAAUUUAUUCUGCAGGAAAGUGGCAGAUAUUGAACCACUUACAAAUUUAUAUUAACUUAGAGCACUCUAUCUAAUUUUAUAAUUUAGAGGAAGUCUAAAUUACAUUCUAGAGGAUAAAACCUAAAUACUAUUAACAAUUAUUAGAAGAUUAAGUUAAUAACAGUUAAAUUAAUUAUCAAAAUGGCUCAGUAAACUCGAUAAUUCUGGAAUAAUAUAAUUAUAAUCAAUGUUAAAAUCCUUGAUUGAAGAGCAAAUCAAAAUAUAGUAAAAUGCCCCCAUAAGACCGCUUCUAGAUAUUGAUGAUAUCUAAAGACUCAAAGGACUCUUUGAAUUAUACAGUAUGAUAUACAAGUCAAAUCUCAGGAAUCGCAGAAUCAAAACAUCUGACUUCAUCAUAAAUUCCAUAUAACAUUUUUACAAAGUAGAUGCAGAUAGAGAGGAAUUCACUUAGUUUUAAAUGUUCAACUAAAAGAUUUUGAGAAAUUACUCAUUUACUUUUUGUCAAUACCCUUGGUCUAUGCCACUUGAGUUCAAAUCUAAGCUAAUUUACAUCGAAUGCAAAGUAAAGUAGUUUGAUUAAAGGAGGAGAACAUACGGUAUUUUACCUUAAUAUGUAUCCUUAACAAUAGAAAGAGAUAAUAUUAUUGAGUCUGCUAUUAAAUAGCUACAGUAAACUAAUUAAUCUCUGAAGAAUCCUCUUAAAAUUUAAUUUGUUAAUGAACAAGGGGUUGAUGAAGGAGGGCCAAAAAGAGAAUUUUUCAGAUUGAUUAUGGAGAAGUUGAUCACUCCAGAUUAUGGUAUGUUUAUCCCAAAGAACAAUGACACUAUAUUUUGGUUCAACCCUCAAUCCUUUGAAAUGCCCAUCUAUUAUUCUUUGAUUGGAAAGCUCUUAGGAUUAUCUCUUUAUAACUCUGUAUUAUUGGAUGUUCGAUUUCCAACCGUGCUAUUUAAGAAGUUGUAGAGAGAGAAGGUUAAAGAGGAGGACCUUAAGGAAUUAGAUAUGGAGGUCUAUACUGGAUUCCAAUUUCUAAGGGAAUAGACAGAUCCAAAGGUAGUUGAGAGUCUAGGUCUGACAUUUAAUGCCACAUACUAGGUGUGGGGAGAAACGUAUUUUGAAGACUUAAAGCCUAAUGGAUUUUAGAUUGAUGUCACCAUUUAAAAUAGAGAGGAAUAUAUAUAAUUGUAUAUCGAUUGGUAUUUGAAUAAGUUGGUUUAGAAGUAAUUCGACUUAUUGAAAGAUGGAUUUAAGACAGUAGUUGAUGGAGAUGGAAUAAAGCUAUUUUCAGGAGAAGAAUUGUAGCAAUUGAUUAUUGGUUUGCCAACUUUUGAUAUGAAAGAUUUGGAGGCAUCAACCAAAUAUGAUGGGUAUGAAAGUAAUUCGGAGUACAUCAAGUAUUUUUGGAAUUGCAUCCAUUCGUUGAAUGUUGAAAUGCAAAAAAGAUUUUUAUUCUUCUGCACAGGUUCAGAUAGAAUUCCUGUUGGAGGACUCAAAUCUAUUAAAUUUGUUAUAUAAAAACAUGGAGAAGAUACUGAAUAAUUACCAUCAGCACAUACUUGUUUCAAUGUUUUAUUGUUACCAUAAUAUAAAGUUAAGGAAACCUUAAAAGAAAAGUUGAAGAUCUCUCUUGAAAAUGCAGAAGGAUUCGGAUUGAUGUGA
This is a messenger RNA of Paramecium tetraurelia, 2901 nucleotides long. RefSeq lists its product as uncharacterized. The transcript is spliced from 8 exons. Gene Ontology annotation, molecular function: ubiquitin protein ligase activity. Gene Ontology annotation, biological process: protein polyubiquitination. NCBI's taxonomy places the organism in Eukaryota, Ciliophora, Oligohymenophorea, Peniculida, Parameciidae. The record is from RefSeq and is a predicted model, not a curated record.